Molecule: messenger RNA, 1660 nt
Organism: Vitrella brassicaformis
Lineage: Eukaryota; Vitrellaceae
Source: the annotation of a GenBank genome assembly
GUACUGCUCGGUGCGGCCGCCGCGACCUUUCGCUGCACAUGGGUGCGCCAUGCAACCGUCCCGAAGCGGGAUAGAACCGUCAUAAUAGUGAACAGGGCAGACACAACGAAGAGAAACGGAUUUCUGGCCUCCGUCGCCCACAUGAUCGUCAGCACCAGGACCGGCACUUCCAGCAGGGCAAGGAAAGCAAUCCAGAGGUGUUAGCAGAGUGAGGGAGAGCCGCGGAUCGAGUAGUGAAGAAACAGCGACACCACGUCAGCCAACGAUAAGCCCAGGAUGAUCAAGCCGACAGUUUGGUGGCCUUGCGCUUCUUCUUCCAGACGGCUCCUUGUUGUAUCGAAGCACUCCUCAUCAGCAUCAUCCCACGGCGAACCGAUGGGGGGGACCCCACAGAUGGAUCUUGCACGACGCCAUGCAGUGUCCACCAUCGACCACCUGAUGAAUUCCAGCCCCACUGCAGCAUCGGUAAUGAAGUCCAUGGCCAUUCCCACAACGGCCACCAGUUUAUAGAAGCGAACGAAGGUGAGAAUGUCCAUCCGUUUGAGCCGCCGCUUGACCACCGAGUGGUACAGGAUGGGCUCUAUUUGCCGAGCCUUGGCUAUUCGCUCGGCCGUCGGUGAGGGUCUCCACUCCGCCCGACGGCCGCAGCAUGAGAGCCGGUUGUGAUCGACGUCGAGUUUCCUCUCACCCGUCGGGCUGGUCGAUGCACGGACAAUGCGUGGCUCCGACAAAACGAUAAAGAGGGCCAACUGAAGAGAGACCGCACCAGCCACCCACGCCAGUGUGCCGAAGCGGCCGGGGCCAAAGGGAUCAGGUUUCAAUGACACAUAAACCGCGGUCGAGAAGAUGCUCCCGGACAGGACGAUGGCCAGAACGAAAAAGAAGUAGAUGAUGCAUAGAAUGCCCCACCAAAGAGGCGGCGUGCACAGACUUCCCAGUCCAACGAGGACCAUCAGAGAGGGCGGCCCCAAACCCACAAUCACAAAGGGAACGAACAACAAACUUCCCUCGUGCUUACGGAUGACAAAAAGCAAGUAGCUUAUGCCGCCCCACCACCAGACUGCAUAGAUCAGGACGAGGCCGAUGAUGAGAAGGAAAUGCCUCAUAGGGUAGUCCGUCAGCCACAACAUCACACAGUGAGUCUGCAGCACCAGAAAGCCCCACGCAUCACCCUCCUCAAGCGAAGCAUCCCCGUCGCCAAGCGGAGCCCGGCCGUCAACUGCAGGGGUGGAGACCGGUGUCGAGGUGGUGGUGGACACGCCUGAGAGCCGAGCGCCGCCCUCGCCAUCUCCUUGAGCCUCCGGUUGAUGCUUCGAUGACUUCGCUGACCUUGUCGUCGUGACGUCCACUUCAGAAGCUGAUUGUCUGAGGACGUCUGUGUCUGGGGGAUCAGCCGUGGCGGGAGGAGCGACGGUGACGAACGUGGGCGGCUCCAUGCGUGCGUCUAGUCGAAAGGACGAUUGGGAGCCGUGCGAAUAGACGCGAUGCUUGAAGGCCGCUGUUGUAGAUCUGCUGUCGAGGAAGUGAGCUCGGCAGCCAAAUCACGGCGGCUUCGCAAGGAGGCAGAUGCCUGCGUCCACUCGGAGAGCCGAUUGGGAGACGAGAUCCGUGCGAAUAAACGCGAUUCCUGACGCAAAGGCCGCUGCUGCUGAUCUCAAAC